Molecule: messenger RNA, 913 nt
Organism: Papaver somniferum (opium poppy)
Lineage: Eukaryota; Viridiplantae; Streptophyta; Magnoliopsida; Ranunculales; Papaveraceae
Product: glycine cleavage system H protein 2, mitochondrial-like
Exons: 3
Coding region: 130-594 (154 amino acids)
Biological process (GO): glycine decarboxylation via glycine cleavage system; protein lipoylation
Cellular component (GO): cytoplasm; mitochondrion; glycine cleavage complex
Source: RefSeq, a predicted model, not a curated record
CAAAGGGGACUCCUUUGUUGGAAAUGAGCAGCAAAAAGGAAUCCCUUUUCGCAAAGCAGCACAGAUACCCUCCUCCCUGCACCCUCCCAUCCUGAAUCUAACUUAGGGUUUAUCUGAAAAAAAUCUCUAAUGGCUUCUAGAUUGUGGGUGUCAAAAGUUGCUUCUCAUCUCAAACUCUCUAUUGCUCACAGAGGGUUUGCUUCUGUUGUGAAGGAUCUGAAGUAUUGUGAGUCUCAUGAAUGGGUUAAAGUUGAUGGUGGUUCUGCAACAGUUGGAAUCACAGAUCAUGCUCAGGAUCAUUUAGGAGAUGUUGUGUAUGUUGAAUUGCCAGAAGUUGGAGCUACUGUAACACAGGGAAAAAGUUUUGGUGCUGUUGAGAGUGUUAAGGCAACUAGUGAUAUCAACUCUCCUGUUUCGGGGAAGGUUGUCGAGGUUAAUGAAGAACUCAGCAAUUCUCCCGGUUUGGUUAAUGCCAGUCCUUAUGGAGAUGGAUGGAUCAUGAAAGUGGAGAUAGGAAACUCUGGUGAGGUUAGCUCUUUGAUGGACUUCGACCAGUACUCCAAAUUCUGCGAAGAAGAAGACUCAAAGCACUGAGUGAAAAGCUAAGAAGAUUGUUGUUCAUUACGCAUUGCAGAAAAUAAAAGAAAAAAACAAGUACCAGUUUCCUUUUCAUCUUUCUCUCUAGCUAUGUAUUGCUAAUGGCCCUCAAUAAUUCUUUCUUUUCAUAUUCUUUUUUUCGAUUUCGAGUGACAAUGUAGUAGAGUUUUCAAUAUUUCCCUGAGAAUAAAUCUCUCGGUUAUUAUUUUCCUUUCAUCAUUUGAUUCUGCGAAAAAUGGUGUUUUCUGUGAAAGAGUUGAGAGUGAGAAGAUACCAGUUCUCUGCAUAAGAAUGAAGCUCAGUUUGGUCUUCUCCC